Molecule: messenger RNA, 3036 nt
Organism: Exophiala oligosperma
Lineage: Eukaryota; Fungi; Ascomycota; Eurotiomycetes; Chaetothyriales; Herpotrichiellaceae
Exons: 3
Coding region: 303-2258 (651 amino acids)
Biological process (GO): regulation of exit from mitosis; protein dephosphorylation; positive regulation of cytokinesis
Cellular component (GO): mitotic spindle; mitotic spindle pole body; nucleolus
Molecular function (GO): protein tyrosine/serine/threonine phosphatase activity; protein serine/threonine phosphatase activity
Source: RefSeq, a predicted model, not a curated record
CAUUCCUCCACCACCUUUGGCCUCUCCACGAUUCCUCAUCUUUACUCUCUGCACACUUACCCUCAGUCUUAUCAUCUUGUCUUGCUUCGUGUGAUCCUCUUUGCGAUAUGCUACAGCCGUAAAAGACGCAGCCAGUGCAGUUUCUGUGGCUUGUUGACGACGCCUCGCCGAGGGACCAAAGCUCCCAAUACACACACAAACGCCCUCCCUCCCUUCGUCGACAAUCCGUUGCGCCGUGCUGAGACCUGGUCUUGCAUCCCAAGCUUGCUUCCACAGCUUCAUCGUGUAUUUGAACAACAGCGAUGGCGCCCACAAUGGCCCAUCCGGUCAGCUAUGGGCAGGUUAUUGAAUACAUCCAAGAUCGCCUCUACCUAGCAUCCUACACACAAGCUCCCAACGAGAACACUCCUUUCCCAUAUCCUGCUCAAGCCAAGCGAUCUCCCCACAAGAAGUCGUCGUCCAGGUCGCAAGCAGGUCCAACCAGCGCCACUCUGCGACCUCCACCAGUCUACUUCACGAUUGAUGAUACCCUUCUCUACAAUGCUUUUCACGCCGACUUUGGUCCGCUGCACAUCGGACACUUGUACAGAUUCGCCGUUCAAUUCCACGAGAUCUUAGGAGAUCCGGCAAACAAUGACAAGGCCGUGGUGUUUUGGAGUCGAGCAGACGCACGGAGUCGGGCCAACGCUGCAUGUCUGGUCGCGUGCUACAUGGUCCUCAUACAAGCAUGGCCUCCUCAUCUUGCUCUUGCACCUAUUGCACAGGCGGACCCUCCCUACAUGCCCUUCCGAGACGCAGGCUACAGCCAAGCCGAUUUUAUCCUCAACAUUCAGGACGUUGUUUACGGUGUGUGGAAAGCAAAAGAAGAAAAUCUGUGCCAACUUAAGGAGUUCAAUCUAGAAGAAUACGAACGAUAUGAAAGAGUAGAUAUGGGAGACUUCAACUGGAUCUCACCGCAAUUCGUUGCCUUUGCAUCACCUCAGUCUGAGCCUACCGCCCCAAUACCAACGUCAUCCCCAGCCUACGCAACGCUGCCAAGUUGCGUACCAGAAAUUCCAGACGCCAGAAUAUCACAACCUUUCAAGAACGUCCUGACUCAUUUCGUGCAGCGGGAUGUUGGUCUCGUGGUACGCUUGAACUCGGAGCUCUACUGCCCAACAUACUUUACUGCUCUCGGUAUUCAACACAUUGACAUGAUUUUUGAAGACGGCACUUGUCCAACGCUUCCCAUCGUUCGCAAGUUCAUCAAGCUAGCUCACGACAUGAUUGUUAAGAACAAAUCAAUCGCUGUUCAUUGCAAAGCUGGCCUUGGAAGAACAGGCUGCUUAAUUGGAGCGUACCUGAUCUAUCGUCAUGGCUUUACUGCCAACGAGGUCAUUGCAUUCAUGCGAUUCAUGCGACCUGGCAUGGUGGUAGGACCACAGCAGCACUGGCUACACCUCAACCAAGGCAAAUUCCGAGAGUGGUAUCUGGAGGACCAAUGGAAGGUAAAGAUGGAAGUUGCGAAGCCUUCUACACCUCGCACGAUGUCAGCCAAGACACCUAUGCGCAUCGCCAGUGGUGGAAUGCAACAAGCAACGCCUGACCGAUCAAGCGCACGACGGUCUGCCCUGGGCGAAAUCGAUGGUAACGAUGUCGCAAAGGCGGAACCUUAUCAGGAUGAGAAUCUGCCCGCACCGACACCUGGCCAACCAAGAAAAUAUGCUCGUAUGGACUCGAGGAACCAUCCCUACGCGCGAUCUACCUCGGGCGCCGUCCGCGUCAACGGUGCCAAAUCGGAGAGCGAUGGUUCUUUCCGGCACAGUGUGAAUGGAGCGGACAGCGAAGAAGAGCUGAUUCUGCAGAGAGCCGCAUCCCGAAGAAGCCAAAGCAAGAGCCCCAUGGGAAGCAAGGGCAAGUCACGAAGUGUCUCAUACACAACCACCACCACAACGGUGACGAAAUCCUUCGACAUGGGAGACGAGAUGAACAUCUAUGAGGAUGAUGGUGAUGUCAACUUCCAACUUGAAGACACCAAUGCAAUCUGGGACGAGCUUGCUCAGGAACAAGAAAACCUCAAACUCAGCACCGUGAGUGAGAAGGCUUCCCGACCAAAGACGCCCAGAGCGGCUAGUGGUAUGGGUGCCAUGAGCGUCUCAAAGACCCGAUCUUUGAGAGAAUCUCCUCGUCGAAGUGGCGGUGAGGAUAAGACUAAGGUACGCAAGACCAGCGGUCGAGUGGGAAGUGCGAGUCAUGGUCCUGUUGGCGUCAAGCGGUGAUGAAAGUUUGAACUUGCUUUGACUUGACUGUUGAUCUUCGAAUUUCACCCCGCGUCCUCGGUGCUUGAGUAAGUUGUCGAGGGUCUUGUCUGUCCCAGAGGCGAGACGCUCAGCGACGAGGAUAGAUACCACCCUGCAUCUCAAGAAAUGAUAAGACGCCACACUUUUGCGUUGGAAGUACGAGUAUUUUGACGACGACGACGACGACGACGAUGAUGACGACUGACGAUGAUCAUUAAUGGACACGGCUAUCUGGCCGUCGUCACAAGGUCUUUGGAUGCUUCUAAGUCUACUACUUUUCUCUCUGAAAUCGAAUUGUCUCGACAUAAAUCUUGAUCUCUUGUUGAAUGGUGGAAGGAAAAAAAAGUGUGGUUCUCUCUGUGCGUGUCACUUUGAUUGGAACGGAUCCUGUCCUGAGGCUUUAGAGACCGACCAUUGGGGUGGUGAAUGGGGGAGGGUGUCGAUCGCGGCGCUCCGCGUUCAACCCUCCCUUCUUCAACCUUUUUGUUUUUGACGAUGGCAUGGGGCAUGGGCACGGCAGCGGCGUUUUUUUGGUCUUUUGGGGGGAGAGGCGCGGAGGGGAAUGCCUGCAGAGGGUUGUCUUGGUGUGAAACUGCGGACAGUGUGGAAUGUGGAAUCACCUCUUGUUUUUCUACCUACCUACGUACAAUCGCUGAUACAAUACAUGCGAAAAACGCAGGGCGAGACUUCUCGACAAGGUUUCCUUUUCCCCCAAAAGAACUAGAACUAAUUAGGUGCUGAAGAAUCAUUGACAGCC